AUGGGGCUGGACUUUGACGUAAAGACUUUUUGCCACAAUCUGCGGGCCACCAAGCCCCCGUACGAGUGCCCUGUGGAGACUUGCCGUAAGGUCUACAAGAGCUAUAGUGGCAUUGAGUACCAUCUCUACCACUACGACCACGACAACCCGACUCCUGUACAGACUAUUCCUCAGAAAAAGAGAAAGGGAAGACCUCCACGCGGCGGAAACACACCCGGUAGUCCCAACCGGUCAGAGCACUCUCAUUCUCCGGGCAGGGACACAAUGACUUACGCCCAGGCCCAGCGCAUGGUGGAGCUUGAGAUUCAGGGACGCAUCCAUCGCAUUAGUAUCUUUGAGAACAUUGACGUGGUGUCAGAAGACGACAGUGAGGUGGAGGACCCUCCAUCCUCUGGCAAUGGCAAGGACCGGCCGGACACGCCAGCCGCUAAUGGGGGCAAAGCCACUCCAAAGUCCGGAAAGCACAAGAGUAAAGAGAAGAAGAAGGAGGGCUCGUCUCACCACCACAGCGCUCCGUCUGGCCCAGCAGUUAAACUCCCAGAGGCGGUGUUCAGAGAACUGGACCAAGAAAGACCCGACGCACCGCCACGACCCUCAUCUUACUACAGGUACAUUGAUAAGUCUGUGGAGGAGCUGGAUGAAGAGGUGGAGUAUGACAUCGAUGAAGAAGACUACAUCUGGCUCGACAUCAUGAAUGACAAGCGUCGCCAAGAGGGUGUGACGCCCAUCCCCCAGGAAGUCUUUGAGUACCUAAUGGACCGCCUAGAGAAGGAGUCCUACUUUGAGAGCCACAACAAGGCAGACCCCAGCUCCCUAAUCGAUGAAGAUGCCGUCUGCUGUAUCUGUAAUGAUGGAGAGUGUCAGAACAGCAACGUGAUCCUGUUUUGUGAUAUGUGUAACCUGGCGGUGCACCAGGAGUGCUACGGCGUACCCUACAUCCCCGAGGGCCAGUGGCUUUGCCGCCGCUGCCUGCAGUCACCCAGCAGAGCUGUGGACUGUGCUCUCUGCCCCAACAAGGGAGGAGCUUUCAAACAGACAGACGAUGCACGCUGGGCACACGUGGUGUGCGCCCUCUGGAUCCCAGAGGUCUGCUUUGCCAACACCGUCUUCCUGGAACCCAUCGAUAGCAUUGAGCACAUUCCUCCUGCGCGCUGGAAACUCACUUGCUACAUCUGCAAGCAGCGUGGCUCCGGCGCCUGCAUUCAGUGCCACAAGGCCAACUGCUACACGGCCUUCCACGUCACCUGUGCCCAGCAAGCCGGCCUUUAUAUGAAGAUGGAGCCCGUCAGGGAGACCGGCGCCAAUGGCACCUCCUUCAGCGUCCGCAAGACGGCCUACUGUGACCUCCACACGCCCCCAGGCUCAGCCCGACCCCUGGGAGGUGUGGGAGGGGCGAGCAUGGGCUCCUCCCACAGUGAAGGCGAGCUGGAUGAGGACGACGAUCCCAGCAUCAGCCACGAUGAUGACUCCAAAGGCUGGAGCUCCGAGCGGGCCAAGAGGGCGAAGGCCAAGUCCAGGCUAAAGAUGAAAAGGGCCAGGAAAAUUUUAGCUGAGAAGAGGGCUGCUGCACCCGUGGUGUCUGUUCCCUGUAUACCCCCUCAUAGGCUGAGUAAAAUCACCAGCAAUCUGACGGUGCCGAGGAAAAGCCAGUUCAUGCAGCGGCUGCAUAGCUAUUGGACCCUGAAGAGGCAGAGUCGCAAUGGCGUGCCACUGCUGCGCCGGCUGCAGACCCACCUACAGUCACAGCGCAACAUUGACCAGAUCCAGGACAGUGAGGAGAAGCAGUCGGCUCUGAAGGAGCAGCUGAAGGCGUGGCAGAGGCUGAGGCACGACCUUGAGAGAGCCAGGCUACUUGUUGAGCUCAUCCGCAAGAGGGAGAAGCUCAAGAGGGAGACGAUCAAAGUACAGCAGAUGGCGCUAGAGAUGCAGCUGACUCCCUUUCUUGUGCUGUUGAGGAGUACACUGGAGCAGUUACAGGACAGAGACACCAGCAACUUUUUCACUGAACCUGUACCCUUGGCAGAGGUGCCAGACUACCUGGAUCACAUCGACACUCCCAUGGACUUCCAGACCAUGUGGAACCUGCUGGAGUCUCACCGCUACCUCACCUUUGAGGCUUUUGAGUCCGACUUUGGUCUCAUUGUUAACAAUUGCCUCAAGUACAACGCAAAGGACACCGUCUUCUACCGCGCAGCCCUGCGGCUCAGAGAGAUGGGGGGCGCUGUCAUCAGGACAGCGCGGCGCCAGGCGGAGCGAAUAGGCUUCGACUAUGAAACAGGCAUGCACCUCCCACGGGAACCCAGUCCAGAAAGCCAUCAUGAUAGAGAGAGGGACCGAGAAAGGGAGCGGCUGCUAGUGCCAGAGAAUCGGCGACGGCUGCCAUUGGAGGAGCAGCUACGGAUCCUGCAGGCGCGCAUCGAAGAGGCCAGCUCGGGGAAGCAUAGCAUCGGUCAGUCCCGCAGGGCCAAAGCCCUGAGAAAGGAACUGACCAUCAUCAAGAGGAAGCUGGGCCACCAGCGGGAGGGGGGGCCUGGCAUGGGGCCCAGGGACACUGUGGGAGGGGGCGAGCGUUGCUCAUCCCUCCCCCACCACCCCUCUUCUACGGGACGCCACGACGAGGGCGGCGAGAGCAGCAGCCAGGAGAUCGGUGGCAAGGGUCAUGUGUCCUCCUCGGCUUUGGCUCCAGAGGUGGGCCGUCGAACCUCUGUGCUCUUCUCCAAGAAGAACCCCAAAACAGCCGGGCCUCCCAAGAGGCCAGGCCGCCCCCCCAAGAACCGGGACGCCGGACAUGGUGGGACGGGGGUCAGCCCAAGCCCCAUCGGCCCCCCUCAGCUGCCCCUGUUGUCUCCGCCCAGGCAGAGGAAGAGACCCCGCAGCCCCCGCAGCAGCUCCAGCUCAGAGAGCGACAGUGACAAUGACGACCUCCUGCUGGGUUUGCCCAGCAAUGGGUUUGAUGGAGGGAACCAGCCAGUGACAGAGAGCUUCCGUGUGUACAGAAAUGAGAGGAGCCUCCCUCGCUCCAGCUCAGACUCCGAGUCCACCACCAGCAGCAGCAGCAGUGCAGCAUCAGACAGAACCAGUACUACUCCUUCUAAGCAGGGCAGAGGCAAGGCAUCGUUUUCUCGAUCAGCCUUCCAGGAAGACAGCAGUGAGGAGACAUCAGGCACUGAAAAUGACUCCUACUCCGUUGGAGGCUCCCGCAGCGUCUCACACUCUAUGGUGCGUGGCCGAGGCAGGUCAGGCUGCUGGAUGAGCUCUGAUGACUACUCUUCCCUGGAUGCUCUGGACCUGGUGUGGGCCAAAUGUAGAGGUUACCCCUCCUACCCUGCCCUGAUCAUCGAUCCAAAGAUGCCCAGGGAAGGGGUGUUUCACCGGGGCGUGCCCAUUCCGGUGCCCCCCUUGGACGUGCUGAAGCUAGGAGAACAGAUGACCCAGGAGGCCAGGGAGCACCUCUUCCUCGUCCUCUUCUUUGACAACAAGAGAACCUGGCAGUGGCUUCCACGCUCCAAGCUAGUACCUCUGGGAGUGGACCAGGAGCUGGACAAGGAGAAGAUGCUGGAGGGCAGGAAGUCCAACAUACGCAAGUCGGUCCAGGUGGCCUACCACCGUGCCAUGCAGCACCGCAACAAGGUGCAGGGAGAUCCUAGCAGUGAGACCAGCGACAGUGACUAAAACAACACAGGAUAUAUUUUUUUACAUUGACACCCCAACUCUGCACCCCAC
Lampris incognitus (smalleye Pacific opah) is the source of this 3723-nucleotide messenger RNA. RefSeq names its product bromodomain and PHD finger containing, 1 (gene brpf1). Gene Ontology annotation, cellular component: MOZ/MORF histone acetyltransferase complex. The transcript has 18 exons. The coding region runs from base 1 to 3672 and encodes 1223 amino acids. NCBI's taxonomy places the organism in Eukaryota, Metazoa, Chordata, Actinopteri, Lampriformes, Lampridae. The record is from RefSeq and is a predicted model, not a curated record. Gene Ontology annotation, molecular function: protein binding. Gene Ontology annotation, biological process: regulation of transcription by RNA polymerase II.